Messenger RNA from Saxophila tyrrhenica, 1428 nucleotides. RefSeq names its product chromatin binding protein (gene SWD1). Bases 1 to 1428 code for a protein of 475 amino acids. NCBI's taxonomy places the organism in Eukaryota, Fungi, Ascomycota, Dothideomycetes, Mycosphaerellales, Extremaceae. The transcript has a single exon. Gene Ontology annotation, cellular component: Set1C/COMPASS complex. The record is from RefSeq and is a predicted model, not a curated record. Gene Ontology annotation, molecular function: protein binding.
AUGAACCUCCCACUCACGGACCCGUUGCUGCUGGCGCAAGAUAUUCCCGAGUCCCUCUCCGCUCGACUACGCAGCAGUGGGCAGGCAGUAUGCAUUCGCUUCUCGCACCGCGGUGACCUCCUAGCCAGCGGGACAGCCAAGGGGACUAUUGCCAUCUUCGACCUCGAGACCAAUGGCGUCGCCCGCAAACUACAAGGCCACACCACCGGCCGCACAGUGCAGUCCCUGUCAUGGGAGAAGAGUGGGCGCUACCUCCUCAGCAGCUCCAUAGACUGGAAGGUCAUUCUCUGGGACCUCAAAGACGGCAGCAGGGUGCGGGUAUGCAAUCUAGGCGCUCCAGUCUACAUCGCAGAACUACAUCCGCAGAACUGGCUGAUGUGCGUCGCGGCGCUUUACGAAUACCGUCCUGUGCUGGCCGACUUUACCGACGUCAAGCGGACGCACCAGCAUGCUCUACCCAACCUCCCCAAACGCGGCGCGCACGAGGCUGAGGCGUCGGAAAAGGCUGAUGCUAAGCACUUCACCACCGUCGCCGCCUUUACCCCCGGCGGCACGCACAUCAUCACCGGCACCACGAAAGGUUGGCUCAAUCUGAUCUCUACCUCUACACGGGAGACGGUCUACUCUACCCGCCUCUGCAGCAAACCCAUCCUCCUCAUCCGACUAUCAAGCUCCGGCCGCGAUCUCCUCGUCAACGCCUCCGACACCAUCAUCCGCACCAUCAAACUCCCCGACCUCACCUCCCCCACCCUCUCCCCCGACAACAUCAACCUCGAAGUCGAGCACAAGUUCCAAGACGUCGUCAACCGCCUCUCCUGGAACCACGUCGCCUUCUCCUCCAACGCCGACUACGUCAUGGCUUCUACUCUCAUGAACCACGACAUCUACAUCUGGGAGCGCGGGCACGGCUCGCUGGUCAAAAUUCUGGAAGGCCCGAAGGAAGAGCUCGGAGCGGUGGAAUGGCAUCCUUCGCGACCGCUGGUGGCAGCGACUGGGGUGGAGAGUGGGAGGGUGUAUGUCUGGGGCAUCAACAUGCCGCAGCGCUGGAGCGCGUUAGCACCAGACUUCGCCGAAGUAGAAGAAAACGUCGAAUACAUCGAGAAAGAAGACGAAUUCGACAUCCGCCCCGCCGAAGAACUCCAACAGCGUCGCUUAGACCAAGAGGACGAAGAGGUCGACGUCCUGACCGUGGAUGAAGAGCAGAUUGAGCGCGAGGGCGGCUUCAAGCAGGAGAGGGAAGACGAGUUCCGCAUGCCAGUGCUGCUGGAUAUGGGGGAGAGCGAUUCGGAGGAUGAGAUUGUGGCGAUUGGGACGGGGCAGUUUCGGAGGAAGAGCACGGCGCAGGAUGAGAUGGGGUUUGAGGAUGGGGAGGGGGAGGGGGCAGUGAGGGAGGGGGGAAGUGGACGGAAGAGACGGAGGGCGGAUUGA